AUGUAUCUUGCUUGUGAGAGGAGUGGCCAAUAUAGAGCAACAAAGAAGUUAAAACAUGAUGGCAACAAUACAUCAAAAAUAACCGGUACGAAGAAGUGUGGUUGUCCUUUUGAUAUGAGGGCUCACAGGUUUACCACACAUGAUGAAUGGACAUUGACUGUAGUAUGCGGAUUGCAUAAUCAUCCACCUGCAGAGCACCUCGAGGGACAUUCAUAUGCGGGGAGGCUAUCAAAGGAUAAGAAAGCAUUGUUAAUGGAUAUGUCAAAGAGCAUGGUUCGGCCAAAAGAAAUCCUAGUAACCUUGAAACAGCGAGAUGCCCUCAAUGUAAGCACACUUAAAACCAUUUACAAUGUACGCCAUCGAAACAGGGUGGUACAGAGAGCUGGAAGAUCACAGAUGCAACACUUAUUGGGUGAAUUGGCCAAGUAUAAUUACAUUGAGCGCCAUCGACGUGAAGAGUCCAUGAUGACUGUGACAGACUUGUUUUGGGCACAUCCUACCAGUUUGGACUUAUUUCGGACUUUCCCACGUAUAUUAAUUAUGGAUUGCACAUAUAAAACCAACAGAUAUCGGCUUCCUCUUCUUGAAAUUGUGGGAGUGACAUCAACUGAAAUGACAUUCUCUGUAGCUUUUGCAUACUUACAGUAUGAGAGGGUCGAUAACUAUACGUGGGUGUUAGCUACAUUGCGUGAUGCCAUGGAUGGGUUUGUUGUGCCAACAGUUAUUGUUACUGACAGAGAGCUAGCCUUGAUGAAUGCCAUACAGAAGAUAUUCCCGAGUGCCAGACAUUUAUUAUGUCGUUGGCAUAUCAGUAAGAAUGUGUUGACCAAAUGCAAGAAAAUGUUUGAGACACAGCAAAAAUGGGAGAAGUUCAACCAUGAGUGGAACUCUGUAGUGUAUUCAUCUUCUGAAAUUCAAUACGAGGAGCGUCUUAAAUCAUUACUUAAGGAAUUCAGUAGUUAUCCAAAAGCAGUAAACUACGUCAUGGAUACUCGAUUGGUUCCUUACAAGGAGAAAUUUGUGGCGGUAUGGACAGACACGGCUGAGAGUGCACAUGCAAAACUUAAAAGACAAUUGGGUUCAUGUCAAGUCCCAUUUCAGGCAUCAUUUGAGAAAAUACACAGUCUGCUUGAGUUGCAACACACUGAUAUCAAGGCUUCAUUUGAGAAAAGUCUAACUGUUGUGCAACAUCAAUUCAAGCCUUCUCAGUUCAGGGAGCUACGGGGUAAUGUGUCUAUCUCUGCAUUGGAGUAUUUGCUUGUAGAAAGUAAGAGAGCCAAUUCCAUUGAGCUAGAAGUGAAAGCAGAGUCAUUCAUAGCUUCUUCCAAGUUCAUUGAGCUAGAAGUGAAACCAAAGGGCUUUGGCAUUUCCGUAUUGCACAUGCACUGCAGAUUUCACAUCCUAUUAUUGACGCUGGUUAUGAGGAGGGGAUUCGUCAUCCUUAUCGACUUUACCAGGCUAUCGAGAGUAUGA
This is a messenger RNA of Camellia sinensis, 1473 nucleotides long. NCBI's taxonomy places the organism in Eukaryota, Viridiplantae, Streptophyta, Magnoliopsida, Ericales, Theaceae. The record is from RefSeq and is a predicted model, not a curated record.